AUGAUAUACAAUUAUGAACCGAUCAGAGCCCAAACCGAGAAAAGACAAGCUGAAAAGAUAAGACGCGUUUGUGGAAUCUCUUCAGCACCACAAGCGGCCCAAUCAUUGGAGAAGGUCGGGAUCAUCUCAUUCACCCAACGAGACCUCGAAGGAAUCCAAUUUCCCUACAAUGAUGCACUGGUCAUAACUCUUCAAAUUGUGAACUCAAAAGUCAAGAGGGUUAUGAUCGACGGUAGAAGCAGCGCAGAGGUAAUGUUUCGGAACACUUUUAAGAGAAUGAAAUUGGUUGAAAAGGGGGUCAGGCCCAAUCCCACAUCGCUCUUCGCAUUUGACGGCAGCAAGGCACGAGCAAUAGGAGAUGUGACACUACCCGUCAUAGCCGCUAGAAAAUCCCUUUUGAUGACUUCCGUGGUGGUAGAUGCUUCGAGCACCGACAAUGUGAUCAUGGUGUGA
Molecule: messenger RNA, 453 nt
Organism: Prunus avium (sweet cherry)
Lineage: Eukaryota; Viridiplantae; Streptophyta; Magnoliopsida; Rosales; Rosaceae
Source: RefSeq, a predicted model, not a curated record